Molecule: messenger RNA, 4539 nt
Organism: Doryrhamphus excisus (bluestripe pipefish)
Lineage: Eukaryota; Metazoa; Chordata; Actinopteri; Syngnathiformes; Syngnathidae
Source: RefSeq, a predicted model, not a curated record
UCCCUGCGUCUAGCCCAGUCUGAGCCUGGCUGACAUUGGGGCUCCUCUGCUGGAUCGUGACACUCUAGAAGAAAAGCUUAGAAACAGUAUAAAAUAGUCAAGAUUGUGACUGGUGGAACUCCAAGGAAAACUCCAAGGAUUUGUGCUGCCAGCAUGAGGAGUCGGACUGUGCUUGUGUCUGUGGCUCUGCUGGCCCUCUGCUGCCUGCUGACCCCCAGGCAAGGGGAGAGCGCCGGGGGGGUCGUUUCCCUCUUGCAGAGCAACAGAGACAAGCAAGAAGGAGAUCUGCUUCAGGAUGAGCGUCAAAGUGAGGUACGAGAGGAGAGCGCCGGCAGUGAGGUCACAGCGGAGGCAGGUUUUUUAGGCCGAGUGAAAAGAGCACCAGAGGAGGGCAAAAAGAAAAAAAAGGACAAGAAAAAGAACAAAGAGCCUAAAGACCCUUAUGCCACCAAAAGGCCCAAAAGUGACAAGAAGGGGAGAAAGAAGGACAGACAAACAACAACCACAACACUUCCACCCACCACAACAGCUCCCCCUACUGAAGCGCCGACAGAGCCCGAGCCUUACACAGACUACGCUUACCCCGACAUCGACAAUGAUUACUGGAAACCAGAUGAAGACUACUGGGAUGCUGAUCCUACUCCAUCAAAGCCAGAGUCAGAGAUCACAGAUUCUCCAUAUGAUUACUGGAAGCCAGAAGAGGAAGAUCCAGUCGCUUCAGUGACAGAAGAUUAUAAUGUUGACUGGAAACCAGUGGAGAAAGAGACAUCACCUCCAGAAACAGAUACAGAUGAAGAGUACUGGAAACCCGAAGAGAAAGAUCCAUACAAUCCGGUGACGGACACAGACGAAGAGUACUGGAAACCCGAAGAGAAAGAUCCAUACACCCCAGUGACGGACACAGAUGAAGAGUACUGGAAACCAGAAGAGAAAGAUCCAUACACCCCAGUGACGGACACAGAUGAAGAGUACUGGAAACCAGAAGACAAAGACCCAUACAAUCCGGUGACGGACACAGAUGAAGAGUACUGGAAACCAGAAGAGAAAGACCCAUACACUCCAGUGACCGACAUAGAGGAAGAAUACUGGAAACCAGAAGACAAAGACCCAUCCCCUCCAGUGACUGAUAUAGAGGAAGAGUACUGGAAACCAGAGGACGAAGACACAUCCCCUCCAGUGACUGAUGACUAUGACAUCUACUGGAAAGAAGUAGAUCCAACAUCCGCUGCCCCAAAGGUUGAUGGGAAGACUGGAACAAGUGACGGUGAUUACUGGGAUGCCACAUUCGAGGUGCCAGAAAAAGUUCCAUUCCCAGAUGGCGAAGAAGUCCACCCUGAGAUCAAAGUAGAAACUCUCACAGAAGAGCCUACACGUAAUCCACCCUUUGAGGAGACAUGGUAUGAUGAGUACGACGAAUACGGAAUGAGGAGGAAAGAAAGUGAAACUGAUGACAAAUGGAUGGAGAAAGAAAGAGAGAAAGCACGCAAAGAAAGAGAAAGAGCAGACAAGGAGAGAGCAGAGAGACUGAAGGAGGCCGAGGAGCGUGCCAGGAACAGACCACGUGUGUACAAAGAGCCAAAGAAAUGUCCCCCCCUGGGCAUGGAGUCCCAUAGGAUUGAUGCAGAUCAGCUUUCCGCUUCCUCUACGUCUCAGUAUGGCUUUGCCCCUCAGAGGGCACGCCUCAACAUGCAGGGCUCUGAUGACGAAGAUAAGGCUCAAGGUGGAGCGUGGUGCGCCAACACAGAGGACAAAGACCACUGGUUCGAGAUUGACACUCGCAGGGAGACCGAGUUCACUGCAAUCAUAACUCAGGGCCGGGACUCCCUGAAUGAGAGUGACUUUGUGACGUCAUACUUCCUGGCUUUCAGCAACGAUAGCAGAGAAUGGACCACCAUUCAUGAUGGAUACGCUGACUGGCUGUUCUUUGGAAACAGUGACAAGGACACUCCAGUCAUGAACCAGCUAGCAGAGCCGGUUGUGGCCCGUUACAUCCGAAUCAUCCCUCAGAGCUGGAAUGGUACUCUGUGUAUGAGACUGGAGAUUCUAGGCUGCCCCUUGCCUGACCCAGAUGUUGUCCAGUACAGGCAAAAUGAAGUCACUCCAGUAGAUUACCUGCAGUUUAAACAUCACAGCUACUCACAAAUGGUGGCACUAAUGAAGUCAGUGCAUGAAGAGUGUCCCAACAUCACCAGCGUCUACAGCCUGGGCCGGAGCUCCAAAGGACUGGACAUCAUGGCCAUGGUGAUAUCUGGCAACCCCGCAGAGCAUGAAAUAGGUGAGCCAGAGUUUCGCUUCACAGCAGGUCUCCAUGGUAACGAGGCUGUGGGCCGGGAAAUGAUACUGCUUCUCAUGCAGUACCUGUGUAAGGAAUACAGGGACCGCAACCCUCGAGCUCAGCGGCUGGUGGAUGGAAUUCGUAUCCACUUGGUGCCCUCACUCAACCCCGAUGGACAUGAAGAAGCGUUUGAAGCUGGCUCAGAGUUGAGUGGAUGGACCACUGGUCACUUUACCAACCUGGGAUUUGACAUUUUCCAGAACUUUCCCGAUCUCAACAGCAUCCUUUGGGAUACAGAAGAAAGGGGCAUGGUGCCCAAACUAGCCCCCAAUCACCAUAUUGCCAUUCCUGACAACUUUGUGUCCAACAGCUCGAUUGCUGUAGAAACCAGGGCCAUCAUCUCCUGGAUGGAAAGCCACCCAUUUGUGUUGGGUGCCAACUUUCAGGGUGGCGAGUCAUUUGUGGCGUAUCCUUAUGACAGUUUACGUCUCAACAAGCCUGCUGAGAAGCCGCAUAGCCGCAGGAAGAGACAGUAUGAAGAAGAGGGCUUUGAUGUGACAGAAUGGGGACAUGGAUACCGCGAGGAGCAGGAACAAGACUGGAGAGCCAGAGGUUAUCCAGAACGUGAGGAGUGGACAGGUCACGGCUACGAUCACAGCCAGAGCUACGAUCGCAGUCAUGGUUAUGAUCACGGUUACGAUCACGGUCGAGGUUACGAUCACGGUCAAGGUUACGAUCAGGGUCAUGGUUACGAUCAGGGUCAUGGUUACGAUCAGGGUCAUGGUUACGAUCAGGGUCAAGGUUAUGAUCAUGGACGUAGCUACGACCACAACCAAGGCUACGAACAUGGCUACGAUCCCAGCUACAACCAGGGUUACGGUCAUAGGGAGGAGGAAGAGGAUGACAGAGAGAGAAGCGGCAGCUACCAUUACGCUGAGAAUGAAGACGAGCAACGAGAGAUCCCAGAUGAAUCCCUCUUCAGAUGGUUAGCCGUGUCCUAUGCCUCCACACAUCUGACCAUGACACACAACUACCACGGGUCCUGCCAUGGCGACAUCACUUCAGGAGCGCAUGGCAUCAUCAAUCGAGCCAAAUGGAAGCCAGUCACCGGAAGCAUGAAUGACUUCAGCUACCUGCACACCAACUGUUUGGAGCUGUCCAUUUUCCUGGGCUGUGAUAAGUUCCCUCAUGAGAGUGAGCUUCAGCGCGAGUGGGAAAAGAACAGAGAGGCCAUGCUCAUCUUUAUGGAGCAGGUUCACCGUGGCAUUCGAGGUAUAGUAAAGGAUCAGCAAGGCAACCCUAUUGCAAACGCCACUGUGUCUGUAGAGGGGAUAAACCAUGACGUCACCACAGCGCCAACUGGUGACUACUGGCGGCUCCUAAACCCUGGCGAGUACCGUGUGACGGCAAAAGCUGACGGCUUCUCCUCACUCACCAAACUGUGCGUCGUGGGUUACCAGGCAGGGGCGACCACCUGCAGCUUCAACUUGGCCAAAUCCAACUGGGACCGCAUUAAACAGAUUCUGGCUCUCCAUGGCAACAAACCAAUCCGCCUGGUCAGCCACGGCAACACCCGAGUCCCGCCCCCCAUAGUUGUCGGUGGCAAUGGACGCGUGGUUAAUGGAAACAAUGGGAACUCACCAAAUUCACAACUAAACAAGGAACAACAAAGGAGACUCAAAAUUGCUCGUAUUCGGCGUCUUCGGCAGCAGAAGUUAAUGAGGUUAAGAUCAACGACAACGACCACCUUACCACCAACAACUACCACAAUUCCCACAACGCCAGAGAUCACCACAUCCUGGUAUGACUCAUGGCUAUUAGGGGAGGGACAAUCAUCAAUGCCCGGAGGCUUCACAGACCCCCCCGUGGAUUACAACUAUGAGUACAAGAUCGAUGACUAUUAAACCACUCACUGUACUCAUCACCAUCAUAUUCUCGAAAACUACAACAAUCCAGAAAACUAGCUCAACAAAGCAGUACCGUGUUGAUCUGGUCUGUUUACUUUCCACCACGGGUUUGAAGCCCCAAUGGUAAUGACAGCUAAGAGGUGUGACAUCAUAGCCAAUGAAUGCAACAAACGUAUCACAGUCUUCACAGCAUCCAUACAUGACAGACCUGUCUUCUUUAACUUUAAUAACUGUAUACUGUAACACUUGAAAAUAUGACUGAAAAUUAAGCAUAUUUUUCAGUUGGAUCUUUCUGACACAAUAAUAAGACUUUUUAUACAUGAAUUUUAUUGCAGAUGCACAUUAAAAAAUAUUUGU